Pseudomyrmex gracilis is the source of this 1900-nucleotide messenger RNA. RefSeq lists its product as uncharacterized. Bases 308 to 1771 code for a protein of 487 amino acids. The record is from RefSeq and is a predicted model, not a curated record. Gene Ontology annotation, molecular function: lipid binding. NCBI's taxonomy places the organism in Eukaryota, Metazoa, Arthropoda, Insecta, Hymenoptera, Formicidae. The transcript is spliced from 7 exons.
GUACAUUAAAUUCCCUAACGUAAGCUCUUCUCAACCAGUCCAACGCAAGUGACAACAAGUAACGCAUUUCUCAGUCGGCCACAGACCACAUGCCGUUCAUCAUUGUUCUCCAAUGAUAAGAACAUCUUAAAAUUAGUCAAAGAAAAUCCCCAGUGUUAAUUAGGAUUGCAAAGAGUCAUAAAUCAACAAUAAUAUUAACCACGUAAUUAACAUACGAAUUCGUUGGAAUACAUGGUGCUUGUAUUGUGAUAUUAAUUUCAAUUAUAUUAAGUCGUAUAUAUUAGCUGAGAAGAAAAGUUAAAACAAUAUGAAGUACGAGUUGCAUUUAGCUCGAUUCAAAAUGCGAGCAUACGCAAUCUUUUUGGUAGUGUGUUGCUUCCUAUGUUUCCUAAGUGUGUGUGCAAGUGACGAGCCAAAAGUUAAUACUUCAAUAGACAAGAACAAAGCAGCUCAGAUGGCAGCGGGCGAGGAACGGCUCGGGGAUCAAAUUCGUGCCAUCCUCAAGCAUUAUCAGCAAGACGAUCCGGUUGGGUUGCCCGGUGUACCGAUACCAGAUCCGAUGCCAGUGCCGGAUAUGAAGCAUUCGUUUUCUAUAUAUACAAUGAAUUUUAGAAACAUUAGCGUUUACGGACUGUCCAAAUUCCGUAUUGAUCAUGUAGAGUCAGAACUAGCUCGUAUGCAGGUUACUGUCGCAGUAAAAAUCGAUACUCUCGAUAUUCGCGGAUUGUACACUCUGACGUCGUGGCUUUCAAAAUCCGCCGGCAAUUUUACGGUGAAACUCACCGGCGUGAAUGUCGAGGGUAUCGCCAGACUCGAAGUUGCCACCGAUGGUAAAUUGCAGGCCCAAAAUAUCGACAUGGAUCUCACUUUUAAUAAAAUUGACCUCGACUUCACGAAUUUAGGAUUUCUAGGAUCGGUGUUCCAAGGUGUCAUCAAUUCCGUCGGCAGUUUUAUUUUUGACAGCAUAAAACCGUUUAUAUUAAAGGAAGUUAAUACGAACGUAAGAGGCGAGGUAAACAAACAGAUAUCGCAAUUACCGCAAUAUUUUCCUAAUUCGAUUUCACCGUUUGACAUGGCGGUUGCGGAAGCACGCAAAGAAGUAUCACGGAUGGGCUAUGAUCCGUAUAGACUGAAGGAUUAUACGCAAACCAUCGGUUUAUUCACGGUCACCUCGUCGCAUACUUGGAUCACCGGUCUUGCUAGUUUUUACCGCAUAGGAAAUAUAACAAUAACCAUGGAAAACGGAGUUGUGUACGCGCUCCUAGAUGUCGGUACUCAGGAGCUAGAAGGCAAGACGCACUGGGAAGUGAGCGUAAUCGGCGGCGUCCUGUCUCGCUCUGGUACUGUAUCUUUCACUGUGCAGUAUUUGCGAAUAGAAGUGAAACUUAGUCAGCCGCUAGAUACGCGAAAACGUGCCGCUCUAGAAGAGCUGGAGCUCGAAUUGGGUAACAUCCAGGCGAGAGUACACGGCGCUGGCACAUUCGACUACGUAGCUGAAGCCAGCACUAAUAUAUUACCAAAUCUCUUUAGAUAUCAAAUUAUGGAUGCGAUCGAAGGACCGCUGAAGAGACGAAUACAAGAAGAAAUAAACAAAAUAAACAUGGAGAAAUUAAUCGAUGAGAAAAUUCCGGAAAUAGAGAAGCAAGCUAAGUGGCUGAAGGGAUUAACUCCUGCGGAAGAAAUAAUCUUGGAAGAACCGGUGCGAUUUCCGCAAGAUCAAGACGAUCAAGAGCCGUUCUCCGAUAGCGAGGAAGAUCGAGGACCGUCGUAGCGACGUACAUUUCGUUACAAUGAUAGAAUAUAAAAUUGAAUUUGAAUGAUAAUUUAUUAAAAUGUAUAAUUCGAAUAAUAUAAAAAUUACGAGUUUAGACAACUUUUAUACAGUUGUCUUCAAAAAGUA